CGGAGCCGCCUCUGACUCCCUCACUCAGCCGCCCCGCGCACCUGGGCACCAUGGACCUGUGGACCACCGGCACAUCCGCGCUCCUUGUGGCCGCCUUGGCGCUCUCCUCCGCGGCUCUCAGUCACUUCGACACCGAGUGCUACACGGCCAACGGAGAGGACUACAGGGGCUUCCAGAACCAGACCGGCCUGCAUGGCGGUAAACCCUGUCUCUUUUGGAACGAGACCUUCCAGCACCCCUACAACACGCUGAAGUACCCCAAUGGCGAGGGCGGCUUGGGCAGACACAAUUACUGCAGGAAUCCGGACGGCGACGUCCAGCCGUGGUGUUACAUCGCCGACCACGAAGACGGAAUCUACUGGCGAUACUGCGACAUCCCGACAUGCCGCAUGCCGGGUAACCUGGGCUGCUUCCGAGACAGCGGCGACCCCCCCGCCCUCUCCGGCGCCACCGAGACGUCCAACAAGCUCACCAUCCAGAACUGCAUCAGCUUCUGCCGGAAGCAAAGAUACAAGCUUGCCGGCAUGGAGUCGGGGUACGCUUGUUUCUGCGGCAACGAAGUGGACCUGCAGGACCACGACGAGUCCCCCGGCAUGGAGUGCAACCACGUGUGCUUCGGCGACCACACGCAGCCGUGCGGCGGAGACGGCUGGGUCAUCGUCUUCGACACCCGGGUGGGGUCGUGUGGGGGGAACCUGACCUCCCCGUCCGGAGUCAUCUACUCGCCCGACUUUCCCGACAAAUACGGAGCCAGCCGUGUCUGCUACUGGACGGUGCAGGUGCCCGGAUCCUCGGCCAUCCUGUUCAACUUCACCUUCUUCGACAUCUCGGAUCAGGCCGACAUGGUGGAGGUGCUGAACGGCUACACCAACCAGGUGGUGGCGCGCUUUGACUGGCGCAGCCCCCCGAGAGAGGUGGUCAACAUCACUGGAGACUUCGUCAUCGUUUACUUCUUCUCGGAUCGCACCAACCAAGCCCAGGGCUUUGCUCUGCUAUACCAAGCGCUGAGGAGCCAAAGCGAGGAGGAGGAGGACGACGACGAUGACGGCGACGGCGGCUUCCUAAGCACGGUGGCACCUCCUCAGCCGCCCGCCGCCGUCACCGACAGCUCCAACCUCACCUCCAAAGGACGCUCCACGCAGAUCCUCUACGUCAUCACGUCCAGCCCCGGCAAACCGGAGCACAACAUGCCAGUGUGGACCAUCUAUGCCCUGGCCGCCCUCCUCAUCCUCACGGUGGUCGCCAUGGUAGCCAAGCUGCUGCUGCACAUCACCAUCAAGUCUCCCCGCAUCCCCACUGUGAGCGGCUCGGACACUUGCAGCCAGAGCGCGGCGUCGUCGGAGCCUUGGAUCAUCUUGUACAAACCCUCCACCAUCUCCCUCUUCAAGAAGAAGCUAAAGAACCACCACGGCGACCUCAGCCCCCUGGUGGGCAACUAGCGCCACGGCCGCGCCGCUGCCUCGUCGGGACGAAACGCGGGAGAAAAAAAACCACAACGCCACCCAGACCGCCGACCAUCACGUGGGGGGGAAGCGCCCUCAGAUAAUGGAUCAUCUUCGCUGACACGAGUGACUGGAGGCGGACCGAGCGGGCCCGGCUGAGGGGUAGGGGGGGCGGAGCCAGGCGCAGACCCACCUGGUCCGGAAGCCCUCCGGUGGCGACUCCUUCAUCUCCAUUGGGACUCAGCAUAGCUUCUUCUAUUCCGCAGCUUCUUUUCAAAUGUAAGAUAAGUGUCUCGCUUGCGCUGGACCUAAUGAGGGGACGGUGGACCUAAUGAGGGGACGGUGGACCUAAUGAGGGGACGGUGGACCUCAUGAGGGGACGGUGGACCUCAUGAGGAAACGGUGGACCUCAUGAGGUGACGGUGGACCUAAUGAGGGGACGGUGGACCUCAUGAGGGGACGGUGGACCUAAUGAGGGGACGGGCAAACAUCAAAUCAUCAGAACUCACGGAGACUACGAGCGGUGGGGCAGCGGGUAACGGGAGAUCUGAGGUCUUUGGCGUGGCGUUCAAGUGCCUUAAGGAUCUGCUCGUUCGUCUUUGACCGGAGCGAAAAAAGGAUGCCUCUGAUCCCUGAGAAUUUUAUUUUUAUAGUCUGAUGAGGCGUUCAAAGACCUGUCGGUUUUCUCUUACUGAACAUAUUGUUCACUUUAUCCUGUUGUGUUGUAAUGUCAUGUAUUUAUAUAUACCGGGGACAAAGGUAUUGGGACUAGGGACUGACACUGAAUCAAAGUAUCGACCCAUUUCCCUCGGUACUACCCGGGUACCGAUUUACGUCGAAUCAAACCGUACCACAUUUUUGGUACAUUUUUGGUAAAACAAGCACUCAAAUUAACCACUGAUUGUCACACACACACAAUAGGUGUGGUGAAAUUACCCUCUGCAUUUGACCCAUCCCCUUGUUCCACCCCCCCUGGGAGGCGAGGGGAGGAGUGAGCAGCAGCGGUGGCCACGCUCCGGGAAUCAUUUUUGGCGAUUUAACCCCCAAUUCUAACCCGUGAUGCUGAGUGCCAAGCAGGGGAGGUAACGGGUGCCAUUUUUCGGCCUGGGGUUCGAACUCACGACCUACCGCAAAGCCCACUGAGCAGGGUCAAAAAGGUUCGAAGCAAAUUACAAUGUCCCAUGCCAACAAAGCAAGCGUGCCUGAUAGAAAGCUCUCAAAAAGUAAGGCUAGCUCAAUGCUAAUUUACAUUGCAUAUGCCAUAGACAUGCUACGGAUUAGCAUUCCCGCCAAGUUUGGUCAUGAAAACUGCAACUAAAGUGCACGUUACAAUGAAACGGCCGGUGUGUAACGAGCACAAUACUUACAGUACAAACACUUUGUAGGGCUCAACAUAAGACAAGACCGGCAUGUAUUUAACUUAAUGGCAAAGACUACUUCCUGACUUGGACCAAGUGAAAUAAAUACUUGCUAAUGAUAACAUAGCUAUCAUUAUGUUAAAUGCCAAACAAGUUUAAUAAACAUAUUUGGAAAUUUGAGUUCCGAUAUCGAUUCCCAGGUACCUGGAAUCGGUACUGUAUCGGUUCAGAUGUGAAAGGUACCCAUCCCUAAUUGGGACACAUUUUACUUUUCAGUACAGGGAGUGAAAUAGACUUCAUAUAUUUUAUAAAAACAAAGCAAGCGUGCCUGGUAGAAAGCUCUCAAAAGUAAGGCUAGCUCAAUGCUAAUUUACAUUGCAUAUGCCAUAGACAUGCUACGGAUUAGCAUUCCCGCCAAGUUUGGUCAUGAAAACUGCAACUAAAGUGCACGUUACAAUGAAAUGGCCGGUGUGUAACGAGCACAAUACUUACAGUACAAACACUUUGUAGGGCUCAACAUAAGACAAGACCACCUAGUACUGCAGUAGUUUUUCUACCGAAACAAGUCCAAGUCCCAAUACUUUUGUGCCCGCGGGUGUUUUUUGUUCUGUGUUUGGACGCGCCAAAAACCAAAAAGUUUCCUUGUUCAAUUGCAAAAUGUUCCCCCCCCGAAGAAAGCAUUUCCUAACAGAACUACAGACCCCCCCUCCACACACUCGGUAUUGACAAGGUCGAAAAUGAGUUGGGUUGUUGCCAUAGCAACCGGCCUCACUUACUGUCACUCCAUGCUUUCGAGGUCCAAAAGCAGAUGCACUUAAGAGUCCAAAAGCGAAGAAAAAAAAAAGUACUUAAACAACCCGAGCACUUGUGCCACAGCAGACUGGCAAUAUUCCACCUUCAGAGACCCCGGUUCUGUGUAAAAAGGCAAUGGUGGAUAAAUGUCACAGCUGGUCUUUCUAAAAAAAAAAAAAAAAAAAAGGCCAGUGACUGUAAAAAAAACAAAAACAUUGAGUUGGUUUUCCUGACUGUCUGACUUUUGUGUUACGGACUGCAGGGACCAGGUACCAAAUUUGGUACUCUUACAGGCACCGACCGAAAUUCAGUCAGUACUUGAUUUGCGUUAAAAAAAAAAAAAAAACGGUGCCAAAUUUUUAUACCUUCGUCGCAUUUUACGCCAACAGAGCAAGUGUGCCUGAUAGAAAACACUCAAACGUGAAGUCCACACUAGCUCGAUGCUAAGUCCAAUGGGAUUUGCCAUAGACAUGCUAUCGAUUAGCAUGAGCGUUUUUACAUGGCAAGUUGAACACCUCGCAAUUGAAAACUACAGCUAUGGACUGG
This is a messenger RNA of Nerophis lumbriciformis (worm pipefish), 4138 nucleotides long. RefSeq names its product kringle containing transmembrane protein 1 (gene kremen1). Gene Ontology annotation, cellular component: plasma membrane. Gene Ontology annotation, biological process: multicellular organism development. Lineage: Eukaryota; Metazoa; Chordata; Actinopteri; Syngnathiformes; Syngnathidae. The record is from RefSeq and is a predicted model, not a curated record.